CUCGUAUUCGACUUUUCCGCUUAGCUCGGGACAACCUUAAAUCUUAAUUAAAACAAGUGUAUACUGCGGCAUGUAGUAAAACACUGACUACCGGAACACCGCCGGAACACCACCGGAACACCACCUAACCCUAACCCCAACCCUAACCCUAACCCCAAACCCCAAACAAAAUGGUGGUGUUCCGGUAGUCAGUCUUUUACUACAUGCCGUAUACGGCAUGCAUGCAUGCAUGUAUCAUAUACGGUAAUGUGCGUGUUUGUAUAGCCCCAGCGAGUUAACGCUCUAUAGAGCGUCUUGUUACUUGUUAAAUAGGGCAUUACUCCAAAUAUGUCACUACUCAUUAAAUACAUCUUUACUUGUUAAUGGGUUAAUUACUAAUUAGUACCUUAAUAAUUGCAUCAAAGGGGUCAAAGUGGUACUCUGGGACAUCAAUGAAGAAAAUUUGAGUAAGGUCGCUGAUGAAAUCACAGGUCUUGGUAGUCAAGCAUUCUCAUAUGUUUGUGACGUCACCAAAAAAGAUGAAGUGUAUGAAACCGCCAAUAAAGUAAAGCUCGAUGUUGGUGAUGUUGACAUCCUGGUCAAUAAUGCUGGUGUUGUUAUAGGAAAGACCCUUCUUUCUUGUUCUGAUGAGGAUAUCGAGAAAAUAAUGAAUGUCAACUUGAUUGCACACUUCUGGGUUAGUUUGUAUGUGAUGGGAAGCAUUUGUUCUUUUUUAUUGCAUGUAAACCUCCAUCAUAAUCUUUACCAUCAUCAUCACCAAUCAUAAGCAUCACCUUCAAAAUGAACAUUGCCAUCACUAUUUUCACCAGUCACCACCACCACCAAUCAUCACUACCACCCAUCCUCACACCACCAUCAUCAUCACCACCACUAUUAUCACCUUCAAAAUCACCAUAUCACUACCACAAAUCCUUAUCACUACCACAAAUCCUUACCACCACCACAUCACCACCACCACCAUCAUCACCACCACCAUCAAAAUUACCACCACUAUCAGUGUCAUCACACACCAUCAUCACUACCAUCACCACCACUGUCAUCACAACCACCAGCAUCACCUUCAAAAUCACCACCACUAUUAUCAUUGCCAUCACUAUUAACAUUAUUACCAUGAACAUGAUCACUAUCAUUAGUAUGACUAUCACCAUCACCACCACACACCAUCAUCACCACUACCAUUAUCACUACCAUCGUCACCACUACUCACCUUCAAAAUCACCAUCACCACUCACCUUCAAAAUAACCAUCACCACCACCACUCACCUUCAAAAUAACCAUCAUCACCACUCACCCUCAAAAUCACCAUCAUCACCACUCACCUUCAAAAUCACCAUCAUCACCACUAUUAUCAUGAUUGGCAUCACUAUUAUCACCAUUAACAUUGUCACCAUUAACAUUAUUUACCACCAACAUUAUCACCACAAUCACUAUCAUUAAUAUGACCAUCAUCAUCUUUAUCAUGACCACUACACACCAUCACCAAUAUAAGGGUCCUAUUUUCGCAUCCACAGACAUUAAAAGCCUUCUUGGGUGGAAUGGUUGAAAGAGAUCGCGGCCAUAUAGUGGCUUUGUCGUCAAUUACAGCUGUGUUGUGUGGACCUCGGUUAGUUGACUACUGCACUUCCAAAGCGGGUGUAGCUAUGAUGAUGGCAGCACUGAGACAAGAAAUACUCUACCAGAAAAAAUAUGGUGUUGGUUUUACAACAAUUUUACCAACAAAAGUUGACACUGGAUUGUUUGAAGGUGCUAAAGGAAGGUAGAGAAGUGGUGUUGUUUCUAUUGUAUUGUUGUUUUCUCUGUUUUAUUGUUCAAUCGUAUUCAUUUAUUAUAUUGUCUAUUGUUCCAUUUUAGUGCAUAUUAUUCCAAUUCUAUUAUUGUCUUAUCUAUUGUUACAUUGUAUUGUUAUAGCGCUUCAUUGUAUUAUGCCAUUGUUCUAUCGUUUCAUUGAAUUGUUCCAAUUGUAUUGUUCCAUUGUUUCAUGUACUAUUCCAUUGUAAUUAGUCCAUAGUUUUAUUAUGUCAUUGUAUUGCUCCCCAUUGCUCUAUUGUUUCAUUGUAUUGUUCUACAGGGUGUAUAAAAAAAAAAGGAGACCUUUAGAAAUCAACCAUAUUGUUAAAAUUUGAAUGCCUUUUCAAUUGCACAUAUGCUGAACUGUAGUGCGUGAAAUAUUGAUGGGGUGCAUAUAUUAGAAAAAGGAGACCUUUAGAAAUUGAAAUAACGUUUAAACAAAAGAUUGUCUGCUCCUGUGAACAAUCUGCCAUGCAUAUUGUACGUAGAUCGCAUGUUACGCACUCGUGGGCUUAGCAAAGUGCUCCAGGAUUCAAAUUAUAACAAUGGUUGAUUUCUAAAGGUCUCCUUUUUCUAAUACAGGGUGAGUAAAAAAAAACUGUACCUUCGCGGCUAAUUUGAAUAACAAAGGUGUCAGUUUUUUUUACUCACCCAGUACAGUAUAUGCACUCCAUCAAUAUUUCACGCACCACGGUUCAGCAUAUGUGCAAUUGAAAAGGCAUUCAAAUUUUAACAAUAUGCUUGAUUUCUAAAGGUCUUUAUACACCCUGUAUUGUUUCAUUGUAUUGUUCCAUUGUUCUAUUGUAUUGCCAUUGGUCCAUUGCAUUGUUCCAUUGUUUUAUUGUAUUGUUCCAUUGUUUAUAUUUUAUUGCUUAUUGUCAACAGUGUUCAUCAAAUGAGUUCCCUUACAGAUUUGGAAUGCUCCCACCAACGGUGAAGCCCGAAUACAUUGCAAUGAAAACAAUUGAAGCCAUUGAGAGAGAUCAAACAUACGUUGUUCUUCCUCCGUGGUUCGGUGCAUUACUUGCCAUGAAACCGUACGUUUUUUUCGUUGUUAUUUUCCAACUUAAUUUUAUUUUAGCUUAGGUGUAUUGGAACAAGUUUUUAACUUAUAUUUGGAACAAUUACACUCUACUGUAACUGUUUUGUAUCUCUUUUAAUUUAGUUUGCUGCCGCAGAAGCUGAUGGAUGUGUUAAUGAGAUUCACUGAGCUGGAUGAAGCAAUGAAGGAAUUUACUGGACACAAAAAAGAAAUUUAACGAGAAAAAUAUUUCGAGUAUGGAAUGCAAAAGAAUUAAAAAGAACAAUAUAAAUUCUGACAUGUAUUAUGUAGAGAAAUAGCAAAUUUAACUCCCAAGACAUCAAAAUAUAUUUCAAGUAUGAAUGUAGAAAUAGUAUCAUAUCUCUAUGAUUAAACGUUCUAAAGUAUUUACCAAAUAUAAAUGGCGUACAAACAUCCUUUUAUGGUGUAAUUUCGAAUAACAGACUAGACCUAAUUUAGAAUGUAAAUUACGUAUUCUGUAUUCUGGAAUUUUUUAUAGCUUAUCCAGUGCACAAAUUGUUAAAAUGCCCACGAGAAAUACCUACUCGUAGGCCUAAAUAUUCGCCAAAGUGAGACAUGGCUGUUAGGGUGCUCUGUAGCAAAACAAAGAACUGCACCUAAAUAACAAUUUGAAACGGAUACUGCACAAAAUUAGUUGGGUCAACAUAAAACAGCAACCACUCAAAUAGCCCCAAAUGUACUACCUUGCUUCCCUUCGUUCCCGCUUAUCUGAUACCUUAUAGUCCCCAUUUCUCCCCCUAGAGUCCUGGUUAUCCACUCGACGUACAUGCUUAUCCUUGAGUUUCGAAUUCCGUCGAUCUCGGCUUUUACUUCGACUACGGCGAUGAGGUGAUCGGCUUCUUUCGCGCGGUUUGCGGUUAGCGUUCGUAUCGCUUUUUGAUUUUUGCAGUUUUUUAACCGGUCGUACAUCGUCGCGUUUCUCUCGCCGACCGUCGUUAGUUUGUCGUCGUGCGAGUUUGGAUUUUCGCUUGCGGCUGUCUUCGUGCGAGCUACCGCUGUCACCGCUAUCAGAAUUGCUUUCGCUGCUCACGUCAGUUUCGGUGUCGCUACCCGAAGCACUGUGGGAUUUAUCGCUUGCAGGACUGCGCGGCCGUUUUGCCGCUUUUUGACCUUUACUAUUGUCUUUUCGCGCGAGCUGCGUUUUGCUAGAUUUCUUGCUGGAUGUCUUCGAUUCUUGACUACAGAAAAGAAUAUAAAUUUACAUGUAA
Paramuricea clavata is the source of this 4059-nucleotide messenger RNA. The record is from the annotation of a GenBank genome assembly. Lineage: Eukaryota; Metazoa; Cnidaria; Anthozoa; Malacalcyonacea; Plexauridae.